UUAGUCGAAUUCCUAACUCGGACCGAGUAAGAGCUUUUUAAUAAUCACGUGACAAAUACGGAGAACUGCAAAUCAGCCGUAUCUUUAAAAUAGCUACGAAUUUGCGAAACAUUUAAAAAUGGAACGUGCACAGCCACGGGGAAAUUACAGGCAGACAAAUAAUUUGCGUAAACAGAAAAAUUCAAGUGCUCAUCUUCCUCAAUGGUCAAGUAAGCCUGAUAAAGUAUUUACACGGAUCGAACUGGAUACGAAAUUUUAUGAAGGGCAGGACGUGGAAGGCAUCCAUCUGAUGACAGAUUUCGACCAUGUACGAGAACUCCAAGUGCGUUUGGCUCGUUUUUCCAAAGGACCCGAUGACUUUUUCCCAGUAAAUUGGCCCGUCUCACUAUCGACGAAAUACAUCAAAAAGCUUACACCCAGCCAGUAUGUGGUGGCUCCUAAACCGAACGGACCGCGUUUCCUUCUUUACGUUGACUCUUCCGGAGAAAUGUUUUUAGAAAACAUGACCCAACACAUCUUCUGCGUAGAUGAAGAUCGUGCCGUCAAGAUGAAUUCAUUCGAUGGGCGACCUGUCAUUGACACUGUCCUCGAUGGAGUGUUUUGUAAAGAGAAACUUAAUCGCGAUGACAAAUGCACUGGUGGAGAGGAAAGUUCGGAGAAAUUGACCUUUGUAAUUCGGGAUGCCAUUCGAUGUAAUGGAGUGGAUCUAACUGGCAUGAACAUCGUUGAACGUACUGGUUUUGUCAAGAAAGAGAUCAUUGAACCACGACUGGAAGCUUUGAAAAACAUUAAAGGGUUUGACCAAAAUGAGGCGUUCACCCUAGAUAUAGUUGAAUACCUGGAAGCUUCUGAAGCCGAAAGUUAUUUGUCCGCCGAAUUCGAGGAGCGCUAUAUAUAUCCAAUUCGUUCGUUCAUCUUUUUCCCACGGACGAAGGGUUACGUCUGUAAAACCAACUUCGACAUCUUUCAAUGGGCGGAAAAUGACGACCAAAAAUGCAGUUUUCGUCUGAGGAUUAAAGAGCAGGAAGAAGCCGAGCUAUUUAUUUAUGGACGUGAUUGUGCAGAAGAAUUUUAUGAAAAAAUUUUGCUCACAGAUGAAAUUCGAAACCUAGACGGCUGCAUUAUAGAUUGUCGCUAUGUAGAUCAUCGUUGGGUGUUUGUCAAACAACGUUUCGACCGAAAAAUCCCCAAUGGACACAGGGCAUUAAAUGGAAAACUAAGUGCCCUAGAAAACCCAGUAUCGCGCGAAUUGCUCGUUUGGCACCUUGGCACUUUGGCAUUUUUCCUUGCAACUAUGGCAAAAUGAGGAGGAUUUGGUUGAAAUGGUCAUCGAGAGAAUGUUUAGUUAAUCAUUCAUAUAUCAACAAGAUGGAAUUCGAAGGGAAUCUGUUUCGAUUUGUAACCCAGAACAUGUAUGGCCCGUCUUUUAAGCAAACACAGAAAACGUUUUGAAAACUGCUUAUUCUUUUCCACAUCCCUGUACUAUCGUUAUUGGGGAAAAGCAUACAAUACAGCAUACAAGCAUAA
This is a messenger RNA of Daphnia carinata, 1527 nucleotides long. RefSeq names its product mRNA-capping enzyme-like. The record is from RefSeq and is a predicted model, not a curated record. Gene Ontology annotation, biological process: 7-methylguanosine mRNA capping. Gene Ontology annotation, molecular function: ATP binding; mRNA guanylyltransferase activity. The transcript is spliced from 7 exons. Lineage: Eukaryota; Metazoa; Arthropoda; Branchiopoda; Diplostraca; Daphniidae. Bases 119 to 1306 code for a protein of 395 amino acids.